This is a messenger RNA of Prorocentrum cordatum, 2340 nucleotides long. The record is from the annotation of a GenBank genome assembly. NCBI's taxonomy places the organism in Eukaryota, Dinophyceae, Prorocentrales, Prorocentraceae.
UUUCGGCACCCGAACUUGGUCACGCUCCUCGGCUGGGGGAGCCACCAGGCGCAGCGAUACCUCGUCUACGAGCUGCUGUCAGGGGGCGACGCCUUCCAGAGGCUGCAGAAGAGCAUAGCACCCGGCAGCACCCACUUCUUCAUGUGGCACGAGCGCCUCAGCGUGUACUUGGACUCCGCCCUCGGCCUGUCGCACAUGCACAACCACAAGCCCAAAGCCUUCCACCGGGACAUCAAGAGUGCCAACAUCCUGCUCGACAAGCACGGCACUGCCAAGAUGGCGGACUUUGGCCUCAGCUGCACAUGCGACAAGCCUGGUGGGGACAACCUCCACAAGACCGUGAAGGCAAUCAGUGGCACGCCUGGGUACGCCUGCCCCAUUUAUGCGAAGACUGGGAAGGUCACAGAGGGCAGUGAGCCCAUCGCGCUCUUCAGCGGUCUCUGGCUGGCCGUCCUCGGGCUCGGCCGCAUUCUCGGGCGAGGAGGGCCAGCCGUGAAGCAGGAGGCGAAUCGGCCUGGCAUCGUCGCGCCAGAGCCGAUCGCGGCAGGGCCAGGCUCCACUUUGGAAGGCCUCGAGCGACAGAUCAAGUGCUCACAGGAGCUCAAGAAGGACGAGACACAGGUGCAGGCGCUGCGCCACGAGUACGCGGUCGUGCUCUACCAGCUCAUGUUCUCCCGCACGGCCUCCGCCCGCACGGCCAAGCAGCUCAGCUUCGUCAGCCGCGCCAAGCGCAGACUGACGGAGGCCACCCAGCUGCAGACGGAGGCGCAGCUAUACCUGGACUCAUGCGUUGCACAAGUGCUCGCAGUACACGAAGAGCUUGCACAUGCAGAAGACUUUCUCGAGACUUUCAGAGAUUUGGAAGACAACGAGGAGCAGGACAACGAGCGCAAGCAGGCCGAGGCUCGCGCCCCUUGCAACAGCAUGUGCGCCUCGGUCACGUGCCAAGUGGCCAGCAACGCCAAGUUGAGGCGCUACCAGCCCCGCUACGCCUGCUGGCACACGCUCGCCAAGCAUGCCGACCACCAGUCUCCCGCCUGGAGCUACACCAUGUUCGGGUUCAGCGGAUUCGAGAUCAGAAUUGCCUACACCAGGCUCCUUGAGUUCAAGACGGCCAUGGCGGACAUCCAGAAGCAGCUCGCCGACGCCAGCCUGAACAGGCGGGCCCUUCGUAAUCUUCUAACCUGCGACGCCCCGCGCUGUUGCCUUGCUUACUUCCUGCACGGCGCCGUGCUCAGUGCCGACCGAGCCGAGGAGCUCAAGCAGCAAGAGGUCAAGGAGCGCGUGCUCGCGUGCCUCGACCGCACGGCGAGCUGGCCCUCCGGCGUGGCGAAGGAGCUGGCGGCCCUGAGCCUCAGGUGCGUCAUCUCGUCGGACGACAAGCUGCGGCCACUGUUCAUCGAGAUCGUGCGCACGCUGCGGAAGAUGACGGAGGACUACCCAAAGCCCAGCCCGCAGGCCCAGGUGGUGAUCGUUCAGCAGUCAGCGCCGGCGAUCAGCCCGGGUGCCCCUGCUGCGCAAGUUCAGCACCCCAACGCCGCCACCCCUGGGAAGUCCCCGCAGCAGCAUGGCGCGGCACAGGGCCGCAACGCCAGGGAGGUGCCGGUCGAGUACUUGCCCGCUGCGAGGCAGUCGCCCGUCUGCCUGGAACUCGUCAAGGCACAGGGCCUCGACGUGGACUCGCUCCCGCAUGACCUUCGGCGCCUGCCGCUGGCGCCGCCGGCGGGUAGCGCACCGCAGUCGACGGGCGCGUUUGCCGCACCCGUCGGGAGGGAACACCAGCCAGAGCUCUUCAACGCCUGGCUCCCGGACGUCAGCCUGCAGAACUGCGUCUCGCGCACCGCCUUCGAGAUCAGCUGGACUUGGGACCGGCGGCGGCGCGCAGCUGGUCGCGCGGGGCUCGAACCCCGUCUCGGUGGACGGCAGGACGACGGAGCGCGGCGUCCCCGUGGCCCUGCGGCCGGGCGCCGAGAUCGGCUUCGUCGGCAGGGAGGUCUGCGGCGAGGCCAUGGUCUUCCUGCUGGUCCGCGCCGUGAUCAGGCCGGAGCAGCAAGCCGCAGCUGGCGCCGUGGCAGACUCUCGGACCCCGUCCAGCGGGGCUGGCAAGUGGCGCCUGGUCUGCGUGCGCGCAGAAGGUUUCGCGGACGGCGAGAUCGAGGCGAUGGCAGAGGAAAGAAGAUGCAUCGACCUCACGGAGGGGUCCACUGUGGUGGGCCGGCAGCACCAGUCGAGCAUGUUCGAGUACCUGUUGUCUCGAUCUCCCUCGCGGAUGGGCUUGAUCUCUCGAGCUCACCUGCAGAUUCAGGUUCAAGGCGCCUCGCUGAACGCGACGAACCUUAG